AUGUCAAAUACCCAUCCGCCGUCGCCUCCGCUGUCAAUAGACGGAGAAUUAUCCCGCACCAUCGGUGUCUGUUCAAUCCAGCAAGCUGGGUUGCCAUUCCUCCAAAACAGAUUGCAAGUUGACAGCCUAUACACGCAAAUGACGCCAUCUCCAACUUUGCAGUAUACCCGUAUUGAGGUUGACCCUCAUCGAGAACCAAUAAUUGCUGGUGAUUAUGGAGUUCUAGGCCCGUAUAGAAACGGAGAUGAGGUUGUUUAUCCCCAAACGGCACCUUUGCGCACACCGGAAUCACCCUUGGUUCGCCGAACCGAACUGUUUCGCGUCCUGCCUCUGGCCGCACUAACAAGACGCGCGUGCGGAGGAUCUGAAUUGACAAAGGGGAUGCGAAUCCCGGUGCGAAAUAUGGAGCUCCAUGUGAUGCGAUCCACAGAACAACGCCAAAAGGAGGUGGAGAAGAAAAAUGGCAAGAUCGCACGGCCGAUGAAUUCAUUUAUGUUGUAUCGCUCAGCAUAUGCGGAAGCAACAAAGGAAUGGUGUGCUCAGAACAAUCAUCAGGUAGUCUCGCGAGUAGCUGGUUUGAGUUGGCCGAAGGAGCCCAAGGAAGUAAGAGACUACUACGAGCGACUGGCCAACAUUGAACGAGACAACCAUGAUAAAGCCCACCCGAAUUACAAGUUCGCUCCAAACAAAAGUGCGAACACCCCCAAGAAGAAAAAGGCAUUGACCAUGAAGGAAGAAGAGCAUAGCGAUGUCAGUGACCAUGGUAUCACAAUGGCUCCAUCGUAUCAAAAUCCAGUGAGACAUGUGUCUGGCGCUUCAUUCCAAGAUGGCAGCUUCCGAAGCCGCACUCCCACUCCCAUUGAUCGCGACAGCUCAUACGACAGCCGUCAGGGAACGCCAUUCGAACAAAUUGGGGAUGUGUAUCUGAACGGUGACAUGAACCGAUCAUCAUGGCAAAUGUCGAACCCUGGCAGGCCGCAUCCUGGCAUGUUCUCUCCUCCCGAACAACAACAUUAUUAUCAACCAUCCAUCCACCAAAGCACCCUAGGCCCUAAUAUCGAAGACGUGACCUUCAAAAAGAUGGGCGUUCCAGGCAUGCAGUAUGACGGACCAGUAGCUUUAGCCGGUCUUCCAGGCAACGCACACCCAGACUUGCUCCAACAGCAGCCGCUCCCACAAUCAAGGACACCAGUCUCGCUCAACGUGUUACAAGUCGAUCCCCAACUUUUCGAAUUCGAUGGUCAACCUAAUCUGUCCUCCAGCGAUGGAACCAGCUACGAGGGUCCGAUCGACAUGUGGCAAAUGCCUAACGUAGAGCAACAAUUUGCCCGGAGUGGCCUUCCUAGCCAGGAAGACGAACGAUAUAUUUCACAAUCCGGUUUCCAUCCCGGUCUACAACAACCCAUGGAUAGGCGAGAGGUGUGGAAUGAAAACCAAGUUGAUGCUGGCGGACAAUUUGAAGACUGGAUCAGUACUGGUCCUCCAUUUGAGUACGGUAACAGCCAGCAAAAGCAUCUUUGA
Molecule: messenger RNA, 1521 nt
Organism: Blastomyces gilchristii SLH14081
Lineage: Eukaryota; Fungi; Ascomycota; Eurotiomycetes; Onygenales; Ajellomycetaceae
Product: HMG box protein
Exons: 4
Coding region: 1-1521 (506 amino acids)
Biological process (GO): regulation of transcription by RNA polymerase II
Cellular component (GO): nucleus
Molecular function (GO): DNA-binding transcription factor activity, RNA polymerase II-specific; RNA polymerase II cis-regulatory region sequence-specific DNA binding
Source: RefSeq, a predicted model, not a curated record